AUGGCGGCUAUCACCACUGAACCGAAUCCGGGUUUGGCUCCCGGAAACGCGGAUGCAGGCUCGUUAAGAACGCUCUCAAUCACAACCGCAGUUAACCACAGCUCCUCGAAUGCCGUGUCCAGCCCCGCUUCGGCUGCUUCGCCAUCAAACGUCUCCACUCCCACAUCUUCAUCCUCAACAGCGCCUCCAAUCGCAAUCCGGCCUAGCACUUCAAAUACUUCAUCCUCGGUUUCGUCUUCGAUGGGAAUGAACGGGAGGGCCAAAUCGAUUGUCACGUCACCAGCCUCAAUGUCACAGCCCAAGGCCAUGUGCAUGACCAGCAAGGAGUGGGUCAUACCCCCUCGGCCGAAACCUGGCCGCAAGCCUGCUACCGACACCCCGCCAACCAAGCGCAAGGCACAAAAUCGGGCCGCCCAGAGGGCAUUCAGGGAACGCAGAGCAGCUCGCGUGGGGGAGCUGGAGGAACAGAUGGAGGAGGAAAGGGCUAUCCACGAGCAGACAGUCCGGGAGUUGCAGGACCGGAUCAACCAUCUGGAAACCGAAACGCAGACGCUUCAGUCGAGGUGCCAGUGGCUGGAGUCAAUGCUACAGAAAUCACGACAAGGUCGCGGGAGCAUGACUGGUAGCUGGGACGAUCAACCAGGUGGUGCAAGCAACGAUAUUUCUGUGACGGGACAGAUGCAAGCACGAGGCGGGCCAUCUCACAACAUGCGGCCACUGCAACCAGCACCGUCGAGAAACGUUACAACCCGUCCAGUUCCUGUCGCCGAACCACGGCCGCAAGCCCAACCAUUCUCUAUCUCUCAGAUCGUCUCACCGCCAGACGAAGCACCGUCAGUCGGCCUCACUUGCGGCGGUUGCCAGUCAACUGGUUCCUGCACAUGCGAGGAAGAAGUCCUAGGAACCGCAAAUAUCCCUAUGGGUUGCGGUAGGUGUUCUUUGGGUACUAGAUGCGAAUGCUUGGAAGAAUCUCUGGGGUUAUCGAUGGCCAACCCCGACUUGAAGCGGCCACUGCCUCCGAGCUCGCCGCCGUCAACAUCACCAGAAGACAAGCGGCAGCGUUCCGAUGCUGGCAUCGUCAUGGAGACAGACUUUACGGCCGUCUUUGCCUCACAGGGUAGUAGAGAGCCGGCGCAGGCCAUGUUUCCCCCGCCGACUCAGUCACAACUCCAACCCAUGGCUUCGAUAGAACCCAGGGACUCUUGCGGAUUUUGCAAGGACGGAACAUACUGCGUGUGUGCAGACUCUAUGAUGUCGCCCGCCUCUUUGCCAGCACCUGCUGGUGAGACGGCCGAACACACACAAACACAUACCCCUCCCCCGUCGGAUAAUGAUGUGGUCCCCAUGCCCAUGGAAGUCACAGCGACAGGGGCUAUCAAGCUCCCGGGACUGCGCUCACUACAAGAGAGACAAACCGCCAGACCUACCGCGCGGCCUGGAGGCUGCGGCCCCAACGGCCCCGGCACCUGCGCGCAAUGCGUCGCCGACCCGAAAUCAGGCCUCUUCUGCCGCUCGCUCGCAGCCAACUUUGAGAAGAACAACCCCGCCGGUGGCAGCGGUGGAUGCUGCGGAAACGGUGGCCCAGGCGGGUGCUGCAAAUCAGGACCACCACAACCACAACCACAGCCACAGCCCCAGCCGGCGGCCAUCGCGCCCCUCCCCUCCAUGGCACUGUCCCGAAGACCAACCACCACCACCACCACCACCGCCGCCAGCGGCGCCAACACCAACAGCUUCGGCCUGAGCCUCUCCUGCGCCGACGCCUACAAGACGCUGGCCAGCCACCGGCACUUUGACGAGGCGGCCGACGACAUCGGGUCGUGGCUGCCCAAGCUCAAGGCGCUGCCGGUGCCGCGCCCGGGGCCGGUGGGGGCGCGCCGCGGCGGGGGCGGCCGCGACGCGCGGGCGCCCAUCGAGGUCGAGGCCGCGAGCAUCAUGAGCGUGCUCAAGGACUUUGAUGUGCGGUUUGGCAGGGGUGAGUGA
This is a messenger RNA of Chaetomium fimeti, 1983 nucleotides long. RefSeq lists its product as uncharacterized. The transcript has a single exon. Lineage: Eukaryota; Fungi; Ascomycota; Sordariomycetes; Sordariales; Chaetomiaceae. Gene Ontology annotation, biological process: regulation of DNA-templated transcription. The record is from RefSeq and is a predicted model, not a curated record. Gene Ontology annotation, cellular component: RNA polymerase II transcription regulator complex; nucleus. Bases 1 to 1983 code for a protein of 660 amino acids. Gene Ontology annotation, molecular function: transcription cis-regulatory region binding; DNA-binding transcription activator activity, RNA polymerase II-specific.